AUGACGACACAUAAUAUCUUUGACGACGUAGGUAAAAACCAUGGAAAAUACGACAUGGACCGUAUAGGUUUAUUUUCGGAGAUGCCAUAUAUGAUUGGCGAUAAGUAUAACCCACCUAAUACAAAAAACAAUGUACGAGAUUUGAAAAAGUCUCAAAUGUAUCCAAGUAUAUUAAAAACUAAAACAGGUCUUCAAGAUGCUUAUUUUGAACCAAAAUUUAAAAGAUUAUAUGAAAAUGAAAAAUGGAAACCAUCAGGAAUGUAUGAUAAGAAGUCAAGCCCAUAUAACGACGUAAAAAAACAUGAYAGGAAAGAUAAAUUAAUCAAAACUUCACCAUUUUUAAUGGCUGGUGCUUGUGAGUUCUUUGAUAAAAAUCCAUAUUUUAGUAAUGAUCAAAAGCCAACGUACAAAAAAAUCACAAAUAUCAAGUUUAAAGGACCACCAUUUGUACCAUCUUCAGCAAUAAAUCACCGGAUACCUCCAAAUAAUGGACGAAAUUUUGGAGACCGAGAGUGUCCGGUAUUUAGAGGUUAUUUAUUGUAUACUUAUUGUACUGAACAGUAA
Messenger RNA from Diuraphis noxia (Russian wheat aphid), 564 nucleotides. Its product is annotated as cilia-and flagella-associated protein 96-like. Gene Ontology annotation, cellular component: centrosome; cytoplasmic microtubule. Lineage: Eukaryota; Metazoa; Arthropoda; Insecta; Hemiptera; Aphididae. The record is from RefSeq and is a predicted model, not a curated record.